This is a messenger RNA of Vicia villosa (hairy vetch), 2588 nucleotides long. RefSeq names its product aluminum-activated malate transporter 14-like. Gene Ontology annotation, cellular component: plant-type vacuole membrane. Lineage: Eukaryota; Viridiplantae; Streptophyta; Magnoliopsida; Fabales; Fabaceae. The transcript has 7 exons. Bases 682 to 2295 code for a protein of 537 amino acids. The record is from RefSeq and is a predicted model, not a curated record. Gene Ontology annotation, biological process: malate transport. Gene Ontology annotation, molecular function: protein binding.
AGACAGAUGCCGUGCUAUGUGACCUGAUUUAGAGACUCAACUGCAACUUAUAGGUGAAUGUUUGAUCUUGUUAUUUAUGUUAUCCUUAGUUUGAUUACUAGUGACUUCGUGGGUCACUGAUAAGCUAUGGUGUAUGGAUUCUGCAUUUAUGUUAUCCUUAGUUUGACUACUACUCUCAGUUUUGUUUUCUAUAUCCUUUGUUGGAUUCUGCAUUCUACUGCAAAAUCAUAAGAUUCUUCUAAUUUGAGAAUUACAUUAAUUUAUUAGGACCUGAUCACUUGGUAUGCCUAUCAGCUGGUUUGGCAUGAUAAUAUUAAUAGCAAUGUAUCUAAUUUUCUGCCAACCUGAAUGUUGAAAAAAGGAAUAAUUAAUUGAAUAGGCAUGUGGACAUGUGGUAGCCAUUUUGAACUCUAAAAAACUAAUCAUUUUAGCACUGUUUCUGCUGCUAUGCUAGUAACCGUCCACGUUAGUGUAUGCUUACAUAAUUGAGCAAAUAGAUUAGUUCAUCAUAAUUUAGUAUAAAAGAAAUAGAAUGAGUGAAACAUAUGCUAUGUGAUCUCCUAUAAGAAGGUGCACAUUGUCACUGACUUUAUAUAUUUUAAUAAUAUUAUAAUAUAAGGUUCAGGUCACCAAUAUGAUGACAACCAGUUUAUUUAAGUAGCACUAUCAAUAAAAGUUUCAAUGGAUCAUGAGACCAAUACUGCUAAGCUAAGCUCAAGCCAUUGGAAAUCAUUUUACAGCUUUGCUGAUAAAAUGAAAAGAUUUCCAGGUUUAAUGAGGAGAACAAUUUGGAAAGUUGGCAAAGAUGAUCCAAGAAAAGUGGUUCAUUCUUUGAAAGUUGGUUUGGCAUUGACACUAAUUUCUUUGUUGUAUCUUACGGAUCCGUUGUACAGAGGGAUAGGAAAAAAUGCUGUGGUGGCUGUCAUGACUGUGGUGGUUGUGAUGGAGUUCACUGUCGGAGGAACCUUAUCCAAAGGACUAAAUAGAGGAUUAGGAACUCUUUCUGCAGGAUUGUUGGCAUUUUUCAUUGAGUAUCUUGCAGAUGCACCCGGCCAUAUUUUUCGAGCGGUUUUCAUUGGUGCUGCGGUUUUCAUUUUAGGAGCUGCAGCUACUUAUGUCAGAUUCAUUCCUUAUAUAAAGAAGAAUUAUGACUAUGGUGUUAUGAUAUUUCUUUUGACAUUCAAUUUGAUAAUUGUAUCAAGUUACCGCGUUGAUAAUGUCUUGAGCAUGGCAAAAGACCGCAUCUCUACCAUAUGCAUUGGCGUCGCCCUUUGUCUAGUGAUGAGCCUAUUAGUAUUUCCAAACUGGUCAGGAGAAGACCUUCAUAAAUCCACCAUAUCAAAGCUUGAUGGCAUAGCCAACUCUAUUGAAGUUACCGUUGUGGAAUAUUUUAAUGAUUCUGAAAAACAAGCAAAUGAAGAUGAUUCAUCUGAGGAUCCUAUUUACAAGUGCUACGAGGCCAUUUUAGACUCUAAGGCCAAGGAUGAAACGCUUGCAAUGCAAGCAAAUUGGGAGCCAAGAUACUCAAGAAGCUGCCACAGGAUCCCGUGGCAGCAAUAUGCAACAGUGGGAGCUUCUCUUCGUCAUUUUAGUUACACUGUUGUAGCUCUACAUGGAUGUCUUCAAUCCGAAAUUCAGACACCGAGGUCAAUCCGUAAUCUGUACAAAGAUUCUUGCAUCAAACUUGCAAAAGAAGUAUCAAAAGUACUAAGGGUAAUGGCGAACAGCAUAAGGAACAAGCGACAAAUUCCCCUCGAGAGACUCUCUGAUAAUCUGAGUGAAGCUUUACAAGACCUUGACAAUGCAUUGAAAUCGCAUCCACAACUUAUACUAGGAUCGAGGAAUGGUCGAAGUCAAAUCCCCAUAACCCCCAAAACUCCUAAAACCCCCAACCUCUACAUGCUUGAUGAAGACACAAGAAUCACCUUAUCAAGUAUUAAAAGUGAUUAUUGUUCUCCGGAUGGAAAUAAAUCGAAAGAGCACUCCCGAGAACAAACAAAAGAAGGACAAGUACACAAGAAGGUUUUGAGGCCACAAGUGAGUAAUAAUAUGACUAUGAGUAUGAUCACUAGCCUUGAGUUCUCAGAAGCACUUCCUUUUGCUGCUUUCACUUCAUUGCUGGUGGAGAUGGUUGCAAAACUAGGCCAUGUUAUGGAUAAAGUUGAAGAAUUGGGCAAUAUGUCUCACUUUAGAGAGUUUAGAGACGAUGACAAUGAUGAGAUUGUUGUAACUUGUGAGAGACCAAAAACGAAUACAGCUGAGAAUGACUUGCCUUCUUAUGGAGGACUAGAGUAGCUAUUACAUUAAAACUUUCUUCCUCGGUUUUGAUGUCUAUCAUUACAUGAGCAGAGUUAUAUAUGUAAGUAAACAUGCAUACUCACAUUCAUAUGUGUAUUUCAAGGAACUUAACAAACCAAAUAUACUUCAUUAUCCCUAAAGUGCAAAGUGAAGUUCUUUGGUAUGUUAAGUUUGCUUGCAUACACAUUACCUAUUUUGAGCUUUUGAGUAGGGAAGAGUAAGGCCUAUACUACUUUACUAUCUUGUAUCAAAUUCUUGCCUUUUGUCUUGAAGUUUUAUCUUUUCAGUUA